GCACACACAAUGCUAGAUGGAGUGAACUCUCUAAUGCCUCUAGUGAUGAGGGUAAUUAAAUUCCAGAAUUAAAAGGCGCAAUAAGCUUUCCGUGUAUCAUAAAAAGUUGACAAUCUCCCUUCUGUUGGAUUCGGUAGUAUUGCUCACAUGUCUGUCCCUCCUCUUCCUGAGUGCAGACGUGUCUUUAGGCUACACUAAGGAGAGAGUGUCUGGACCAGUGGCCAGUCCAUCACUACCAAAUACAUAGCGAGUAGCCCUCCUUCAUAUAAUCAGCUCUGAGCAGUGAGAGAGCUGCUGGGUCUGUCUGAUCAGGAGAUCCCUGCAGAGGCUGAAUCACACCCACCCUGGUGCCCACUGUGCCAUACUGCCUGCUGGCAGGGCUAGCAUGGCUUCUGGUAGCCAGGUAGAGGAGCUCCAAGCCAGGAUCCGACAGCUGGAGAAUGAGUUGAGACUGGCCCAGAGCAAGGAGCAGCAACAUGACACCCACAGGACCAAGAUUGACAAGAUGAGUGCUGAAGUGGUGGAUUCCAACCCUUAUAGUCGUUUAAUGGCUUUGAAACGAAUGGGAAUUGUCAAUGAUUACGAGAAAAUCCGCACAUUCACGGUGGCGGUAGUGGGAGUUGGUGGCAUUGGCAGCGUGACUGCAGAAAUGCUGACAAGAUGUGGCAUUGGUAAGCUGCUGCUAUUUGAUUAUGACAAGGUGGAAAUGGCAAACAUGAACAGGCUCUUUUUCCAGCCUCACCAAGCAGGACUUACUAAAGUGGAGGCAGCGGAACGCACUUUGCGGGACAUAAACCCGGAUGUCCACUUUGAAGUGCACAACUACAAUAUAACAACAAUAGACAACUUUCAACAUUUCAUGGACAGAAUAAGCAAAGGAGGUUUAAAAGAGGGGCAUCCUGUUGACCUUGUACUUAGCUGCGUAGACAACUUUGAAGCUCGGAUGGCAAUUAACACUGCUUGCAAUGAACUUGGACAAACCUGGAUGGAAUCUGGUGUGAGUGAGAAUGCUGUUUCAGGACACAUUCAACUUAUCAAACCAGGAGAAACUGCCUGUUUUGCGUGUGCUCCUCCUUUGGUAGUUGCUGCAAAUAUUGACGAAAAGACUCUGAAAAGGGAGGGAGUAUGUGCGGCCAGCCUUCCCACCACUAUGGGAGUCGUGGCAGGGCUUCUUGUACAAAAUGUUCUUAAGUACCUCUUGAACUUUGGCACAGUUAGUUUCUACCUGGGAUACAACGCGCUGCAAGACUUCUUCCCCUCUAUGGCAAUGAAACCUAAUCCACAGUGUGAUGAUAAAUACUGCAAAAUACAGCAAUCGGAAUUCAAGCUAAAAGAGGCAGCAAAACCAAAACAGGAAGCAGUAGUGGUAGAAGAAGAAGAAGAAAUUGUUCAUGAGGAUAAUGACUGGGGUAUUGAGCUGGUUUCAGAGGUUUCAGCAGAAGAGCUAAAGGCUGCUUCUGGACCAGUGCCUGAUCUCCCAGAGGGAAUUACUGUGGCAUACACUAUACCCAUAACGGAACCCACAGCUGGUGCUACAGUAGAAGAGUCGGAGCAGAGCUUGGAUGAACUCAUGGCUCAGAUGAGGAAUAUGUAGAUGGACUGUAAAGUUCAUGUCUGGUCAAUUUGUCUGCUUGGGAAAAGAAUUCUUGCAAUCCAUGUACUUCUAAAACUACUACUACUAAAAUGUUCUAGUCCGCUGAUAUGUAGCUGGGUCUGUUAGAGCUAUUUAUUUACAGAAAUGCUAUACUGUAUAUUAAUGUUGACUAAUAAAAUCAUGAAGUUUCAAAUUA
Messenger RNA from Pelobates fuscus (common spadefoot toad), 1790 nucleotides. RefSeq names its product ubiquitin like modifier activating enzyme 5 (gene UBA5). Gene Ontology annotation, molecular function: UFM1 activating enzyme activity. Bases 386 to 1594 code for a protein of 402 amino acids. The record is from RefSeq and is a predicted model, not a curated record. Gene Ontology annotation, cellular component: cytosol; cytoplasm. Gene Ontology annotation, biological process: protein ufmylation. The transcript is spliced from 12 exons. Lineage: Eukaryota; Metazoa; Chordata; Amphibia; Anura; Pelobatidae.